AUGAGAGGUGGGGUUUACCAGCACGACGGUACACUUAAAGUAGAAGACUACGCGAGGACAAUUACUGAUAGCUACGAUAGCAAAGGAAUCCAAGAGCCGUUUUCAAUCAUUGAUCUCGAUGUUGUCAAACGUAAUCUGGAUCUUUGGAACACUGCGCUGCCAUCCGUCAAGCCGUACUACGCUAUCAAAUGUAAUCCAGAUCUGAACAUCUUAAGAACACUGUCAGCUCAUGGCGCUUGCUUCGAUUGUGCAAGCCUUCCAAUAUUGACACUGGUCCUGUCGAAUGGCCUGGCUGCAGGUGAAGAAAUCAUUCUGGCGCAUCCAGUGAAAAGCCGACGUUGCAUAGAGUACGCUAUACAAAAUGGGGUCACGAUGAUGACUUUGGAUAGCGUCGAGGAGUUGAGAAAAAUUGUCAGUAUCACUAAAGAGGCCAAGUGA
This is a messenger RNA of Cooperia oncophora, 438 nucleotides long. The record is from the annotation of a GenBank genome assembly. NCBI's taxonomy places the organism in Eukaryota, Metazoa, Nematoda, Chromadorea, Rhabditida, Trichostrongylidae.